UUGGUUUCACGGAUCAGUUUGAAAAAUCGGUGAAAUCAUGCGACGGAAGGAUUUCUUGGAUGGAUGCUCGAGCGAACAAAUGUCGACCCAUUCAGUGUUACUCUAAUAAGAUACUACGAGGUGGAGAGUGUGAGUAUGAUAAUAUGACAGCAUUGGGUAAUACCUAUCAAAUGAUGAUUAAUUUAAAGAUACCAACCAGAGCUCGGGUUCCAUUCUUUAAACAAAUGAUAGGAAACAUGAUGACAUCAAUAUCGUUACUGAUAUACUCUACUGAUUAUACAGUCACUACUUCUAAACCAGUGUUGAUCGGGGAAUCUUCCUAUUUCUAUAUGAAUAUUUGGUUUAUCGUGAAUAGCAACAUCACAUUAAAGGACUUUGAAACUGUUAUCCCCAGGAGUGGUAGUGGAUUCUUCUGGGCUUCAGCAUUAUCACUUGAGCGCAAAAUAAAUUAUACAUACGUAUCCCAUGCGCAGCCUAUAAUGCGACAUUUUGUCUCCAACAUAACCACGAAGUUGUGUUGUUCCGAAAAGCCUGUUUCAGAGGUCGGAGAAAUAAUAGCCGCCAAAUACAACUAUGAACCAAUAAGCCACCAGAUGUCCUGUUCAUUUAUCGAAUUUGAUAAGAAAGACAAAGAGUUUGAUACCGAUAAAGCAUUGGCAUCUGUUGAACAUCUCAAUCUUACCUUAUCUCAUGGUGAGUAUUCAGUGUAUCAGCAUGACCUUCGAGUAUGUUUUCAAACGUUUCUCAAUAAAACCAACUUUACGCAUAGUAACGAAACCAUAGAGUACUAUGACACCCACACAAAGUUUGAUUGGAUUCUCCGGUAUUUAACUAUUGUUUUGAUCACUCUGUCUUUGAUAUCUAUAUGUAUAGCUUUAAUAACAUAUGGUAUGUUCCCAGAAAUGAGAACACAGCCAGGCAUCAACAACAUAGGGUUAAUGCUUAAUCUUUUUCUGGCUCAGUUAAUGUUAAUUACGGGCCUGGAUCAGACACAAGAUAAAAUAUUGUGUAGAAGUAUUGGAAUAAGCAUCCAUUACCUCUGGCUCGGUAUGGCACUAUGGAUGAAUGUAUGUACCUAUCACAUGUUCAAGGUAUUUGUUUUACAGAAACUGGUCAGACAUUCUGCUCAAUCUCACGGUAUUCAGACAUUGAAAUACCUUGUUUAUGCCAAUGGGUUACCAAUGAUACUGAUAGUUUGUAUAUAUUGUAAUAAACUGUAG
This is a messenger RNA of Patella vulgata (common limpet), 1220 nucleotides long. Its product is annotated as adhesion G protein-coupled receptor L4-like. Gene Ontology annotation, molecular function: G protein-coupled receptor activity. Lineage: Eukaryota; Metazoa; Mollusca; Gastropoda; Patellidae. The transcript has 3 exons. Gene Ontology annotation, biological process: G protein-coupled receptor signaling pathway; cell surface receptor signaling pathway. Bases 60 to 1220 code for a protein of 386 amino acids. Gene Ontology annotation, cellular component: membrane. The record is from RefSeq and is a predicted model, not a curated record.